UUGCCGAGAUGUUUCUCCGUAGAGCUGUGAUCGCCGCCGGGGGUUCUGCUGUCGCUCUUUUUGCCGCCGUGUCUGUGGGGAAGAGUGAGGAUGACUUGGUGUCUCUCUGGCCCCAUGUGCACCCUGGGCGCUGGGAUAGGAACUGGGAUUACCGUGAACCAAUGUCGCUAAUUAAUUUGAAUGAUCUGAAAGGGUGCACAGAAAAAGAGCGUGAGGACAAGCUGAAGACAUGUAAUGCUAAAGUCAGUAGACACAUCUACCUGAUCAGACAUGGUCAGUACAACAAUGCUGAUAGUGAAUCUGAAAGAACCCUAACUGGCAAGGGACGUGAACAGGCAGACUUAACUGGACAGCGUCUGGCAACUCUUGCAAAUGAAGGGAUUAACUUUAAUGGCAUUGUUUAUUCAUCUUUGACCAGAUCCACAGAAACUGCUGAAAUAAUCAGCCGUAGAUUACCAGGUAUUAAAAUGUGUAGCUCUAACUUGCUUCAUGAAGGAGCUCCAACACGGCCAGUACCUCCAGAAUCCAGGUGGCUACCAGAUCUCGAUUAUUUUAAAGAUGGCCCACGCAUUGAGGCUGCAUUCAGGAAGUACAUCCACCGUGCGGAUCCAGAGCAAACCAAAGACAGUUAUGAGAUUAUAGUCUGCCAUGAUAAUGUCAUCCGCUACUUUGUAUGCAGGGCACUGCAAUUCCAACCUGAUGGUUGGCUUAGGAUGUCUCUGUACCAUGGAAGCAUUACCAAGAUGGUGGUCUCUUCCAAUGGGGAUGUGUCGUUGAUUACACUCGGUGAUGCUGGAUAUAUGCCCCCGGGGAAACUUACUGGUGCAUAGCUGGAUCAUCUUGGAGACCUCUUCUGUGUUGGACUUGUUUUGACUCUACCUACUGGUGUGACAAGCAGGACAUGUGAUUACAGAAUAAUCAUUGAAGCCUUUUCCACUUGAGGCCUUGUCAGUGGAAAGUUUGCUCUCUUGUAUUUGAGACUAUUAGACUGACAUAUCUGUAGCAGGGAUGUUGGGACAUGUUUACUCUAUACUUAUUAGAGUGGUGUUUUGCACAGAAUAGUAAUGAAGGGUGGUAUGCUUUAAUUACUGCACAUAUUUAGUAAUAUGCAUCAAAAACCACUUACAAUGAGUGAAGUUAUUCAACUGUCAAUUUCUAUGCACUUUAAAAUGGUAAUAAAUGCAAGUGAAUACUAUUCCCAGCUACUUUGCUU
This is a messenger RNA of Pelobates fuscus (common spadefoot toad), 1213 nucleotides long. RefSeq names its product serine/threonine-protein phosphatase PGAM5, mitochondrial-like. Lineage: Eukaryota; Metazoa; Chordata; Amphibia; Anura; Pelobatidae. Gene Ontology annotation, cellular component: mitochondrion. The record is from RefSeq and is a predicted model, not a curated record. Gene Ontology annotation, biological process: peptidyl-threonine dephosphorylation; positive regulation of mitochondrial fission. The transcript is spliced from 6 exons. Gene Ontology annotation, molecular function: protein serine/threonine phosphatase activity. Bases 9 to 830 code for a protein of 273 amino acids.